AUGGACGGCGGUUCGUCGACUCCGACUUGUGUCUCUCGUCCAUCUUUUCUUCGCAGGACAUUGGAGCAGUUAUCCUCCAAGCAAUAUCUAAAACUGCCCGAAGAGGAAGAGGCGACCAGCGUGGCCGUCGUCGCGCUUCAACGCUACUUGUGCGAACAAAGGGAAGGACAGCCGUCCGAGAGCUUCGGCUACGACGUGACUGUCACCGACGGAGUGUGGCGCGCCAAAUGCUCCCUUCACUCGAGUUUAAAUCACCUGGUGCACGCCAACAGCCUGAAGGCAGGCUCUGACGUCGUCAUCGUGCAGUGCUCUUUCGUUUACAACGAGCGCUUCCUGGGCCACGGCUACAUCAGCAUUGAGAAGCUGCGAUGCGCCUCGGGGAAAUCCGCCUUGCUGUCUCACGUCCGGGAUGUGAGCUCACUACCCGUGCUGGUCAAGAGUGGGAUGGAGAGGAGCACCUUGCUCCAGAGCGACGUGCCCCUCCAGCUGAGCCGCAAACACUACCUGUCUCUGUGGAACAACGAGGAUCCAGAAGGGGACGUGUGGACCUCGGCGCCUCCUUCGCGACCCCCGCCACUGGACGUGAAGAGGAUCUCUCUCAUUAAUAACCUGGAGUCUGCAUUCAGAGCCACGUGUCGACGUCUCCCUCUGCUGGUGAAAAUCAUUCAGAAAUCCAGAUUGCGGUAUUACGGCAAGCCCGAAUCCAAGAUCGAGUUCCCCUACCAGGCGUACUUUGAAGUCGCUGACCAGAGUGGCAUCAUGUCGCUUGUGCUUUGGAACGAACUCUGUCCCCAGUUUUACAAGUCGCUCAGCGUCGGAACGGUCUUGUACCUCCAGAAUUACGCUCUGAAGCCAAGUUACUCCAAUCGCUCACGGCCACAAAUGGACCACUAUGGAAUCAAGAUAUUUUCUUCAUUGGAAAUCUGCCUGAACGCUCGCAACCCGGCGUCAAUUAUCACCGUGGUGCAACCGAAGGAUGUCCAGCCUCAGUGGUCGUUGCCCGACGUGUCGUAUCACUUUGCCACAAGAUCCGAGGUGGAAACGUUGCCCAACAAAUCUGCUUGUGAUGUCAUCGGUCUGGUGACAUUUGUUGGUCGUGUUGAAAGGAUAAAGAGUAAAGGUAACACAGCCCCUGAGAAGUUCUGGUCAUUCCGCUGGGUCCACGCAAUGGAUGGCACAUCGACGCAUCCUUUCGUCCUGGAGUUGUUUUCCUCUUCCCAACCCGAAAUCUUCGACAGCAUAUGCCCAAUGAGUUACCUGGUGUGCACUCAGAUGCGGGUGUGUCGAGUGGAGGGCUCGCUGCCGUACCUGACCAGCAGCUGUGAGACAGAAAUGUUUGUUACAGGCUACCACAAGGGUCAAGCGUACAAGAAGGACCCCACGGUGACGAAGCUCAUGCAGUGGGCCAAGACUCUGAAGGACAAAACCUUCCUCCGGAAAACGGCCGUCGGCGGCCAUUAUUGCUACCCGCACCCCCCGCGGACGUUCCGCCAUCCGGUGGCAGACGCAUCUGAGCAAGUUCCCCUUGUUUCUUUUUCUGACUUGAAGAAGGAGUUGGAGACCCUGCAGUAUCGAGAACGUAAAAAGUUUGCCAUCCAAGGGCAAAUCACGGCUGUCAGAUAUGUGAAAACAUCAAGCGGGAUCCAGUCACAAGGUGGAAAAGAGAUGCCAGGUCAAUCCGCAAGUGAACAAGUUGCGUCACGAGUGCCCGACGCCACAUUGCCAGUCCAGUCUGCGUCGACCUCGGCCGAACAACCGAGCAGGAAAAGGACGACAAAGACGAGAAAUAUCGAGCAGACUUCUGUGAGCAGUCUGCCGGCAAAGCGGAGAGCCAAAUGUACAGAACAAGGACAGGAGCUGCAGGCGGAUGACGGCGAUGUUGAGCCUCAAAAUCAAGGCUGCGGUUUGCUAUCGUGGGAGAGCGGCGGCUGGUCAAGGCAACGGCAAGAAGUGUCUUGGCACUUGCGCCGCGGCGCUCUUCAUCACGACAGCGUUUCUCAAAGGUUCGUCCCGGAUUACAAGAACGCCCUCCUGCGUUGGAGCAACCUUCAUCCCGUGCGCUGGACACCGGAGCACUCGGCCCACGCGCUCGCAACCGCUGUUUGUCCACCGUACUACCAGGUUACCAUACUAGGCAUGAACAAGCAAACGGCUGUCGACGCAACCUUUUUACCCGUCGUACGUCCCGGAGAACAAAGAGCUGUCGGUCUUCCCCUGGGUCGCCAUGACAACACCAUGCUGUCUUGUCUCUCUUCUGGGUUCGUGUGCCCUCUCGGUGCCGAGGCAUCACAGCGCAGACCCGAGGACAUCGUGGCGACCGCCGGCGAGCUGGAGGAUGCGCAUUUGGUGUGCGUCUUGGACAUUUGUCACCUUGGCGGAGAGGACGUGGAGGUGACUUGUGAUCGGAGGAUGACCUGUCCCGCAUGCAUUUUGCCGAGAUGAGCUCCAGCUCACUCGCGUGCUGGAGAAAAUGGACCCGACCGUAUCGUAUCCCAGUUUCCCAAGCCAGGCAGAUGACGGAUGCCCAAGUCACACGGGAGCAGCGUCUGGGCUUUUGCGGACUUGCUGUUGAAUGAG
Messenger RNA from Syngnathoides biaculeatus (alligator pipefish), 2577 nucleotides. RefSeq names its product RPA1 related single stranded DNA binding protein (gene radx). Gene Ontology annotation, biological process: regulation of DNA repair. The record is from RefSeq and is a predicted model, not a curated record. The transcript has 16 exons. Lineage: Eukaryota; Metazoa; Chordata; Actinopteri; Syngnathiformes; Syngnathidae. Gene Ontology annotation, molecular function: single-stranded DNA binding. Gene Ontology annotation, cellular component: replication fork. Bases 1 to 2442 code for a protein of 813 amino acids.